Hypanus sabinus (Atlantic stingray) is the source of this 1513-nucleotide messenger RNA. RefSeq names its product HOATZ cilia and flagella associated protein (gene hoatz). The coding region runs from base 116 to 634 and encodes 172 amino acids. The record is from RefSeq and is a predicted model, not a curated record. Lineage: Eukaryota; Metazoa; Chordata; Chondrichthyes; Myliobatiformes; Dasyatidae. The transcript is spliced from 6 exons. Gene Ontology annotation, biological process: cilium assembly.
CCGUUGCUAGGGGUGAGACCUGUCUCGUUGCGAUUGGUUGGCUGUACGAGCGUACGGCCACCCGCUCGCGGACUGUUGGAAUUCGCGCCCUCGCUCGUGAAGGCUGCCGCGAGCAAUGGCCGAGGUAACGCUGGCUGACCCUGGGGAUGAGCCGGAGAUCGACUCCCGUUCCUUUUACACUGUGUUCGCCGGAUCCUCGCAAGAGGAAGUUGCUAACGCCAAAGUGUUUUGGAGCUCAGUGACUCUGCAGCCGCCACUCGAGUCCCGCCUGGUGUCCAGCGACAUCAAACAGCGGCUGAAGGUGGCGCCGUCCGCCGGAAUCAAAUCGUGCAAAGAGCGAUGUUGUCAUUGCCAACCGAGCCAGGCAAACAUCAAAUAUAAACAGCUACUGAUUGAAGCUCAUAUGCAGCUGAAGGCAGAUGAAAAAGAAAGAUAUUUGAAGAAAGCAAAGAAACGAAUGGAGAUCUUAGAAUUGAUCAAGAAACAGAGAGAGGAAAGAAUACAGAAAGAACAAUUGGCUCUUCCAUACAAGCCAAAGAAAAUCAUGCAAGCACUACCGAUCUUGUCGCCCAUCCGACCCAUGUCACUGGUAAUGACAUGGGCCACAAUCUCUGGCUGCUACCUUCCCACUUAAGAAUGAUGGGGACUCGAUCCAACAUGGCCCUGACCCUGGCACCUGGGAGACAACAAACUAUCCAGGAAUCUUGUUCUCAUCCACAGAACCUCCUUUCUGUUCCCUGAACCAACAAAUCCCCUAUGGCUACAACUUGCCUCUUCAUCCCCUUCCCUUCUGAGCCACAGAGCCAGACUCAGUGCCAGAGACCUGACCGCUGUGGCUUCUCCCUGGCAGGUUCUCCACCACACCCCAACAGUAUCCAAAGCAGUAUACUUAUUAUUGAGGGCCAUAGGGUACACUGCACUGGCUACCUAUUCACUUUCCCUCUCCUGACAGUCACCAUGUACCUGCCUCCUGCAACUUAGGUGUGACCACCUCCCUGUUGCUCCUAUCUAUCACCUCCUCAUUCUCCUGUAAGAGCCGAAAGUCAUCCAGCUGCUGCUCCAGUUACUUAACACCUCUCUAAGGAGUUGCACUUUGGUGAACUUGGUGCAAAUGUUGUUAUCAGGAAGACUGGAGGUCUCCCAAAGUUCCCACAUCUCACACACGGAACGUACCACUAACUCUAGACCCAUCUUUGGCACAGUAGCUAUGAACUAACAGAAAAAUAAUCCUCCUGGAAACUUACUUAGAUUCUGUGCCUGUGCUUGUCCAAGUGUAUUGAGCCGAAGUUGGACCACUUUAAUAUUGUCCCACUCACAUAAUAGCCACCCUGCUUACAUCUCCUUUCUUUUUAUUGUCUCAAAUAGUGACUUACUCCCAACAGGACUUGCAGGUUUCAAACGGCUCCUGCCUUGCAAGAUGUCACACAUCCUGAGGUUGUAUUGGUUGUUAAUCCAAUGACGUAUUUCACUGUAUGUUUCAAUAAAUAAAUGAACCUGUAUUCUGUAAUGAUAA